UCCUAUUUCCCCGUAAACUACCUUCCAAAUACACAAAUCAAUCACCAUUCACCACUCUCUUCAUUUUCUCUCUCCUACCUCAAAUCUCAAUUUUCCCCCAUUAUCAUCACCAACAAAUAAAAACAACCAAAACCCAGGAAAAUCCAAACCAAAUCAAUCCAUCCCAAAACCAAAAAAAAAAAAAAAAAAAAACAGAUUGCUAGUUCAUCUCUUUUUCUCCCUAGUCUACCAUGGCUUCGGCCGCUACCGCCCCAACAAAGAAGAAGGAUGUUCAACCCACCCUUCUUCUGGGGCGGUACGAGGUAGGCAAAUUAUUAGGCCACGGCACUUUUGCUAAGGUCUAUCACGCUAAACACAUCAAAAAUGGCGAAAGUGUCGCAAUUAAAGUACUUGACAAAGAAAAGAUCUUAAAAGGUGGUCUUAUGGCUCAUAUCAAGCGUGAGAUCUCUAUUCUCCGCCGUGUACGCCACCCCAAUAUUGUUAAGCUCUUCGAGGUCAUGGCCACCAAGUCUAAAAUCUAUUUCGUCAUGGAAUAUGUCCGCGGCGGCGAACUCUUCAAUAAGGUAGCGAAAGGUCGAUUGAAGGAAGACGUUGCGCGGAAGUAUUUCCAACAAUUAAUCUCCGCGGUAGGAUUUUGUCACGCAAGAGGUGUGUAUCAUCGUGAUCUAAAACCGGAGAAUCUUCUAUUAGAUGAGAAUGGUGAUCUUAAAGUGUCCGAUUUCGGGUUGAGUGCGGUUUCGGAACAAAUCCAACAAGAUGGAUUGUUCCAUACUUUUUGCGGCACCCCGGCGUACGUUGCGCCGGAGGUGCUCGCAAGAAAAGGAUAUGAAGCUGCAAAAGUUGAUAUAUGGUCAUGUGGUGUCAUUUUAUUUGUGUUAAUGGCUGGUUAUUUACCAUUCCAUGACCCAAAUAUAAUGUCAAUGUAUCGUAAGAUCUACAAAGGUGAAUUUCGUUGUCCUAGAUGGUUUUCACCCGAUUUAGUUAAGUUGUUACGACGACUACUAGACACAAACCCCGAGACACGGGUAACAAUCCCAUGUGUGAUGGAAAAUAAGUGGUUCAAAAAAGGUUUUCAACACGUUAAAUUCUACAUAGAGGACAAUAAAAUGUGCACGUUUAAAGACGAUGAGACUAGUAGUAAUUUCGACGAGACAGAUUCAAUGUCCGAGUCUGAGUCUGAGUCUAUGUUCGAUCAACCACAAAGACGGCCUAUACCAGGACUACCACGUCCUGCUAGCUUAAACGCAUUCGAUAUAAUAUCGUUUUCUAGAGGAUUUGAUUUGUCGGGGUUAUUUGAUGAAGGCGAAGAUGAGGGCUCCCGAUUUGUAUCAGGAGCCCCCGUCUCGACUAUCAUAACAAAAUUAGAAGAGAUUGCUAAAGUGGUGUCAUUUACUGUAAGGAAAAAAGAUUGUAGAGUGAAUUUAGAAGGCUCAAGAGAAAGUGCUAAAGGACCAUUGACGUUACAAGCAGAGAUAUUUGAGUUAACACCAUCUUUAUGUGUGGUGGAGGUUAAAAAACAAGGUGGUGAUAAAGGUGAAUAUGAAGAGUUUUGCAACCGUGAAUUAAAACCAGGACUUGCAAAUCUUUCCAUUAAUCAUCAUACUUCUUCUACAACAACCGUAACAACAACCGUAACUGGUGGUGAUGAUACCUUGAUUUUACCGUCGGAUACAGAGUAAAUUAGUGACCCUUUACUUUUUUUUUUUUUUUUUUGUUAUGAAAAAAAUAUGUGGUGUAUGAAUUAUGAUGUUACAAUUAUAUAGUAUUGUUUUUUUUUGGUUGAUAAAUGUGAAGUAUAUUAUUUUAGGGGGAGAAUUUUUUUUUUUUUUUUGGUUGGGAUUGAGGGUUUAUUAGGUGAGUAGAUGAUGUAUGGUUGAGAAUUAAAGAUGAAAAGUGGAAAAUAUAUACAUGGAGUAUAACUUUUCUUUUUC
This is a messenger RNA of Beta vulgaris subsp. vulgaris (sugar beet), 1931 nucleotides long. RefSeq names its product CBL-interacting serine/threonine-protein kinase 12. The record is from RefSeq and is a predicted model, not a curated record. The transcript has 2 exons. Gene Ontology annotation, molecular function: ATP binding; protein kinase activity. Gene Ontology annotation, biological process: signal transduction; protein phosphorylation. NCBI's taxonomy places the organism in Eukaryota, Viridiplantae, Streptophyta, Magnoliopsida, Caryophyllales, Amaranthaceae. The coding region runs from base 231 to 1679 and encodes 482 amino acids.